Molecule: messenger RNA, 457 nt
Organism: Tarenaya hassleriana
Lineage: Eukaryota; Viridiplantae; Streptophyta; Magnoliopsida; Brassicales; Cleomaceae
Product: protein kish-like
Exons: 5
Coding region: 91-303 (70 amino acids)
Biological process (GO): protein secretion; intracellular transport
Source: RefSeq, a predicted model, not a curated record
AAUGCCAUUGCCUUUUCAACUGAGCUUCAGAUACAUAGACCAAAUUAGCUUCUCUCUUCUGAUCGGGAAGUGAUUCAGUAAUCCGAUCCAAUGUCGGCUUUGUUCAAUUUCCACUCGUUCUUGACGGUGGUUCUGCUUGUGAUCUGCACAUGCACCUAUCUGAAGAUGCAGUUCCCCGCAAUUUUGGAGCAGAAAACUGGGUUUCGGGGAUUCUUUUGGAAGGCUGCUAGAAUAGGUGAACGUCUGAGCCCGUGGGUCUCAGUGGGUUGCUUCAUGAUGGGCGUUUCCAUCAUAUUCUUCUGAAUCUGAGAUUAAGCUCUAUUUUUUUUAAACAUUACAAACAUUAUUUUUUUUAAAAAAAAAAUUUAUAUUACCUUCUAUAACUUUGUACGGAUUAAAUUAACCACUAUGUCAGAAUCAUAAAAAGUGAUUGAAGAAAAAAGUCCAUUUUGAGAAA